GAUUAUUUUACAAUGCCAAGCAAGCAUAUAUGCCUCCCAUUGGCAUACAGAUGUGUAUAAUCAUUGUACUAUAAACAUAUUUUAUAGACAGUUUAAAACUAUAUCACAAUAAUUUAUAUAUGGUAGGAAUUUAAACAUUGUAAUGUAUGUAGUUAAAGAGAGCAACUAAAGUGCGAAUCUUUGCGAGAAACAGAACAGAACCUUAUAUCCUUCCAUAGGUUGCCUUGCAGGAUUCUUCCAGAGUUUUGUUUUGGUUUCUCUACACAUGCACAUGAGACACACACACACAAGACAAGAGAUAUAUAUAUAUAUAUAUAGGAAGAGAGAGAGAGAGAGGGGGAAAAGACAAAUAUUCAAGCUUUCUUGGUCCUGUUUCUCCUAUUAACUUCUCUCGAGAGUGUGUAGCUAACUGGUUUUAGUUUUGAAGAUUUAGCUUCUCUUUUGGUCUUCAUCUUAAAACCAUGGAACCAAAUAGAGCCUUCACAACCAUUUGUCUUCUCCUCCUCUGUAUAAUAAUCUCAGCCAAUUUCUUCACUCAUUGCGAUGCAAGAAAACAAGUGGGAUUUAAGAGAGAGCCAGAGAAGGUGAUGAUCAAAGCAGUAAAGCACACAUCAUUGUUAGAGAAAAUGAUGACACAUCUCAACCUUGCUCAGCCUCUGGACUACUCUUCAUCCUCCAUCACUCAACCUUAUGGAGUUAGCACAACUCUCACUCUACCUCCCUAUGUUUCACUUCCUCCACUUUCAGUUCCCGGAAAUGCUCCUCCUUUUUGCGUUAAUCCCCCAAAUACACCUCCGUCCUCCUCUUCUCCACCGACCACAUUACCUAACCCACCCGACUCCUCCUCUAACCCGAACUCCAUCCCCAACCCACCCGAAUCAUCCUCUAACCCAAACCCACCCGAAUCAUCCUCUAACCCGAACCCUCCAGAUUCUUCCUCUAACCCGAACCCACCUGUUACCGUCCCUAACCCACCAGAGUCAUCCUCUAAUCCAGACCCACCCGUUACCGUCCCAAACCCGCCUGAAUCAUCCAUCCCAAACCCUCCCGAAUCUGGUUAUACACCAGGCCCACCAGGUUCUGUUUCAGGCCCACCAUACUCUGAGCCGAGCCCUUCGACCCCGACCGACACUCCUACCCCAUCAGGCGGUAUCCCAACUCCUACCGGAUCAAUCCCAAGUCCGUCGUCGGGGUUUCUUCCUCCGAUCGUGUAUCCGCCGCCAAUGGCGCCACCGUCACCGAGCGUGAAUCCGACCUCGGCUUACUGGUGCGUGGCAAAGCCAUCGGUCCCUGACCCAAUUAUCCAAGAAGCCAUGAACUUUGCAUGUGGGUCUGGAGCUGACUGUCAUUCAAUUCAGCCCAAUGGGCCUUGCUUCAAGCCUAAUACAUUAUGGGCCCAUGCUUCGUUCGCCUUUAAUAGCUAUUGGCAACGGACCAAAGGUACCGGUGGCUCGUGCACGUUCGGCGGCACCGGCAUGCUUGUCACCAUUGACCCAAGCUUUAACGGGUGCCAUUUUGAUUUCUUCUGAGUUCUGAUGCAUGAAGAAGAUGAAGACAUGUCUCACUUUUCAUUUUUUCACCUUUUGUUGGAUACGAAUAAUAUCAAAAGUAAAAUUUUGAUAUAAUACAUUUUAGGUGGGUCUUCUCACCCAUUAAAUCUUUAAUACAAAGUUCAUUGUGAAUGAGAUAUAACUAUGUAGACUUAAAUUAUUAUGCUAA
Messenger RNA from Capsella rubella, 1719 nucleotides. Its product is annotated as proline-rich receptor-like protein kinase PERK8. The transcript has 3 exons. NCBI's taxonomy places the organism in Eukaryota, Viridiplantae, Streptophyta, Magnoliopsida, Brassicales, Brassicaceae. The record is from RefSeq and is a predicted model, not a curated record. The coding region runs from base 462 to 1529 and encodes 355 amino acids.